This is a messenger RNA of Pocillopora meandrina, 2113 nucleotides long. Lineage: Eukaryota; Metazoa; Cnidaria; Anthozoa; Scleractinia; Pocilloporidae. The record is from the annotation of a GenBank genome assembly.
AUAAAGUGAAAAAGAAGCGUGAUUUUGAUAUCAGUCGCGUUAGCUUUUCGUGCUAUUGAGGAGGAAUCGCUCAGGAGCAAAGCUCUAGAACGAAUUAUAAAGAGUGUGAUUAGUCGCUUUGAACCAGAAGAAGAGGAAGUACUGGAACUGGUCGCAAAAUGAACAGCGAGUUUGUAACGGUUCUGUUUCUGGUGAUAUUCGCCUCUUGGCAAAUCUCUGCUUUUGACGCGGUAAAUGGAAAUAAUUUUGAUUUCCAAAUGAAAGGGAAUCUUGCCGAAGAAAACGACAAUGGUAUUGAGGAUAUUGAGACAAGGGUAGAGAGGGAGAAAAACAGAAAUUUUUACGCUGAUGAUUUAGAAAACAGUGAUGAAGAUCUAUUUUUUUCCAAAGACGAUGAUGAACUCAAGAAAAGGUAAGCUAUCGAGACAGUUUUGAAUUUUUGUCGAUUCAUCAUUUAUAUCGGAACAAUUAUGUUAGAAAAAAUUUCCCGCAACUGUGUACUCAAAUCAUUUCAGACAAAUAUGUCACCGAAUACCAAAUGAAUACAAUAUGUUGGAGUAAAAGGAGUGUCUUACAGAUUACGAAAAAAUAUGGAACCUAUUUGAUUUUAUAACUACAACACUUUCCGACAAUUUAAAAGCGUGAUUAGGUCGAGAAUGUUAAACGCAUUUCCAGUUAUGACAAAUCGUAACAGAUGCAAAACAAUUAAAUGAAUGGUUUAAUUUCGUAGCAAAUCACGAAGUAUUCCGCUCAAUAAAACCAGUGGAAGCAAACUAAUUGAAAAAAAAUUUUUGGUAUUAUACUUAAUUAUGAAAGUGUUUCCUUCGGAUGUUACGGUUCUCUCGAAGGAUCAGGGUUAAUACCAAAUUCAUUAGAUUUUAAUUCCUAGAUGUCUUGUUUAUCAGCGAAUUACCAAAUUUUGACAGCUUUGAGAAAGCUGAGUCGAAGUCAGAUGUGAAUAGUUUAAGCUGACCCAGCUUCGAUUAAGAUGGAGAGAUUACCAAUGACGCGUUUGACAAAGGAAAAUAGAAAAAGUUGGAAUUUUUAGUUGUAAUGAUAUGAAAAAAUUAUAUUCGUUGUGAUCGAAUGGAAGAUAGCUUUCAACCAACUCACUGUGCAUCUGUCUUAAUGUGCAACGUUUUAAUUCCAGUCAUGGUUCGACAUGUUUGUUAACGAGUAAUUUUUUCUUUAGCAGAGAGAGAAAAUAAAAAAAAAAGUUUUUAGAUAGUGCGAUUUCUAUUUUCCAUCUCAAUGCAUCUCUGAAUUGUUAUGAUUUAAGAAUUCCAAAAGCGGUAGCUUACAAAUUGAACUGAAAGCUUCUUUUCAAUCUUGACAGUAUUGACUAUAGUGAUUGGGAUGCAGCUGACAAGUUCACUGAGAUCAACGAUGAAUUAGGAAAAGAAGCUGAUGAGGAAGAAAAGGACGAAAACAAAGAAAAAGAAGAAAAGGAAAAAGAAAAAGAGAAAGGAAUCCUGAGAAGGUUGUUCGAAAAGUUUAAAAACUGGAUUCAUAAAGUUGGCAAAUGAGAACGAUUGCAAGACACGGUAAUUGCUGAACUUGACUUGUGAGUUUUUUCAGCGCUUGAAAACUGACUUGGGUCUGCGAUAAUAAAUCUAUUCAUCACCUCUGCUAUAGAAGAAGGAUAUGCCUAAAAAUAUAUAUUUAAGGGGGGUUAUGAAGUUUUCCAUGAGCAAAAGGCCCUAAAGGAAACACAGUUACGUUCAAAAACUCUGUAAACAUUAAGUGCAGUGAGCUAGAUACAAGAGAUUUUUCGCUAACAUAUUUCAACACAUAUGAUAAAAUUUAAAUGUUUAAGAUGCCUAAUCUUUUUCAUACCUUUUCAAUAUCGACGGUUUCAUUUUUAUCUGCCUUGACCAAACUGACAGACCGAGUCGUUUCUAAUAAUUUUUUAGUACGGAUUACUAAAAAUAUCGAAAAAGAAAACUUGAUAAAGAAAAAGUGAAAGUCAACCUGAAAUUGUAUGCUCUACGCGUCUGAACUGUAACAAAAGGAGCAAUUCCCUUCAUAAACUAAAAACAAUCUGAGAUAAGAUGCGGCUUUCGGAGCCACAUCAUAAAUUUCAGGUUCGAGUCGUUUCCGAACAAAGUCCUUU